Molecule: messenger RNA, 549 nt
Organism: Microdochium trichocladiopsis
Lineage: Eukaryota; Fungi; Ascomycota; Sordariomycetes; Xylariales; Microdochiaceae
Exons: 2
Coding region: 78-446 (122 amino acids)
Source: RefSeq, a predicted model, not a curated record
CUACUCGGCCUGCGAUACACACUCCAGCCAUUCAAACCAAAUUCCGGAUCCCAGAAAGCACUGCCAAAGACAUCAUCAUGGCUUCAACCAGGAUCUCAGCCGCGGCAGGCGCUGCUCUGACCGUUGCAAAGGCGAAUCCUGUGCUCACCACAGUCGGCGUCGGCGGCCUCGCAGUCGCUGCAGCACCUGCUCUAGCUGUCGUUCCCGUCGCCGGCGCACUGCAAUGCGUUGGCUUCGGGACUGGAGGCGUCGCUGCCUCCUCCUUCGCGGCCACAACUCAAGGGCUAAUCGGCAAUGUCGUCGCAAAGAGUCUCUUCGCCACCGCGACCAGUGCGGGUGCCGGUGGAUACGGCGUCGCCGCCGUUGCCAGUGCAGCGCAAGCUGCGGGUGGUGUGGUCGCUGCGGCGGCUGGUGCGACAGCUGUCUGGUUGAGAAGAAGGGGCUGAACCGACGACGCUCUAGAGACCAUUGUCCAAACAACAUGGGCAAACUCGGGGGUUUAAAGGGGUUCUCUGUCGCUUCGCAGCAUGAACGACUCGGUUGAGCUCA